Delphinapterus leucas (beluga whale) is the source of this 5979-nucleotide messenger RNA. The record is from RefSeq and is a predicted model, not a curated record. NCBI's taxonomy places the organism in Eukaryota, Metazoa, Chordata, Mammalia, Artiodactyla, Monodontidae.
UUAUGAAUGAUGCUGUAGAUAACAUUUAUGAACAAGUUUCUGUGUGGACAUGUAUUUUCUUAUGGUGUCAUUUUCUUUCUCUAGUACAGCUUCGCUUCUCUUCACCUGUGCUGUUGUUGUCAGAUACAUUCCAUUUCUAUAUGUUGUAGGCUGACAACAUAUAUAUAUAUAUAUAUAUACACACACACACGUAUGGUUUUAUAUAUACAUAUAUAUGGUUCUAUAUAAUUGCUUUGAAAUUUAAGAGAAAAAAAUGUAUUUAUGCUGUCUUUUAUAACUAUAUUACAAUUUCUGGUACUCUUUGCUUUUUUUUUUUUUAAACUGGAUCCAGAUUACCAUCUGGAGUCACUAGCUUUCAGCCUGAAGAGCUUCCUGCAGGGUUUCUCGUAAGGCAGGCUUGCUAGCGAUGAACUGUCGUUUUUGCUUUUUUAGUCUGUGGAUGUCUUCAUUUCACCUUGACUUUUUGAAAGGUCGUUUUGCUGGAUGUAGGAUUCUUGGUUGACUGGUCUUUUUCUUUCAGCUCUUUGCAUGUGCUGUCCUACUGCCUUCUGGCCUCUGUGGUUUCUGAUGAGAGAUCAACCAUUAAUCUAAUUAGGUUCCCUUCUUUCCCUCCUUGUCUUUCAACAUUUUUAUUAUGUCCGUUAGUUUGUGUUUGUCCAACUUGGAGUUCAUUGAGCUUCUUGGAUGUGUCGAUUCGAUGUUUCCCAUCAAAUUUGGAAGAUUUUUUGUCUGUUUCUCAGGUUGCAUAAUUUUUAUCAGUCUGUCUUUAAAUUUGCUGAUUCUUCUGCCAGUUGAAAAUCUCCUGUUGAGCCUUUACAGUGAAUAUUUCAUUUUAGUUAUUAUUUUUCUCAACUUCAGAGUUUCCAUCUGGUUCUUUUUUAUAAUUCCUGCCCCUCUGUUGAUAAUCUCUAUUGGAUGGCACACUGCCAUCACACCUUCCUUUACUUCUUUACGCGUAGUUUCCUUUAGUCCUUUGAACACAUUUACGAUGACUGCUUGGAAGACUUUGUCUGUUAACUCUGACAUCUGGGCCCUUCCCAGGAAGAUUCUGUUGCCUGCUUUUUUUUCUCUUUGAAUUGUACUUUCCUGUUUCUUGGCAUAAUUGCUUGGAGUUUUUGAUGAAAACUGAACAUUAAAUACUAUAUUGCAGUAACUCUAGCUACUGCUCCCGUCUCCUCCAAGGGCCUGUCGUCAUUAUUUGCGUGUUGGUUUGUUGAUUGGCUGGACUGCUCCAGGGAAGCCUUGACCCCCACGUGUAAAGUCUGCUGUCGUUCCUGUGAGGGCACCGCGCCCUGGGAGCCAGCGGAGCUCUGUGACGGCCACUUUCUGUGGCGGCUCUAAGUUGUUGUCUCUUGCUGCCACACCCACCCAGCUGUGGGCUCCCCUCAUUGCAGGAUGAUUGCUGUCUCGUUUUCGACAAUUUAUAAUCAGUGUGCUUUGCAGUCUGGUCUCAUCCUAUUUGGGCCACUUUGCAGAAGUCAUUUCGAGGCCAGUCUUUGAGUCUCUUCUGAUGCCAGGGGAGCCCUUCUUAGCUGUCUUUUCUCCCUGAUACCCUCUGGUAAACUUCCAGCUGGCCUGUGGUUUAACCUGUUGCUCUCAUGAAGCUGCCGGCUUCCUCUUAGUUGCUUACCUCCAAAACCUUCAUAGUUUUCAAGAGCAUCCUUAGGCUUGAAUUCCCCACAUUCUUUUUAAAGUAAUGUCAGUUCUUGUUGAUACGUCUCUAAGUCUCUUUUAAUUUAUAGGUCUCCAUCCCUAUCCUCUUUUAUUAUGAUUAUCUGUUGAAGAACCUGGUCAGUUGUCCUGUGGAGUCUCUCUCUGCAUUGUCUGCUAACAUGUCCUUUGCUCAUCCGGUAAAUCCCACCUGACUUGGAGUCAUGAGCAGAUUCAGAUCCUGUUGGUUUGGUUGGUUUGGACCAGACUCUUGCUAGCAGGAGGCACAGAGUGUCCGACUUGUCUGCUGUGUGGUGAUGUCAGUAGCCACUGAUGACCACCUAGGGCCACUAAUUCACUAGAGGUUACAAAUAGUGAUGUUUUAAUUCUGUAAGUCCUUUUUUUUUUUUUUCACUAAUUAGCCAAAAUAAUUCAGUAAAGAGAAUCUUCCCCCAUCUACUUUUUGGUUACCCAGCAUUACCAUUUAUAUAAGAGAGAGGAGGUCACUGAUGGCUUAUUCUUCCCAAUUAAUUCCCAGUUUCAAAUCAGUGAAUUAGUUCACUAUGAGUUCACUAGCAUGCUUCAACUAUGACCAAUUAGUUUUUAUUUUUAUUUUUGGGACAUUUUGAACUCAUGGAUUUAAGCUUAUUUGUUUCAAUUCACUAUAGAUACUAUUUAAUAUUAUCUAAUAUUCCAUUUGUCCCAUCUUUGGGAACUGGGAGCAUCUUCAGAUGGCCUCCUGAAUCCUUCUGACCUUACAGUCCCAGAGGCCUUCGUAUCUCUGAGGGCUCUGUCGCUGCCUGGUCCGAGCAGGUGUCCCAGCCGCUUGUGCACAAGCCCUUCUCUGGACCUGAAAACAGCUGCUCCUCCACGGUGCCCUGGUUCCUUUCAGUGGAAGGGGGUCUUCGAGAACCCGUCUCACAGCUAGCAGUGCUCAUGCAUACUGGCUCACUCAUUUCUGUACAAAGUGAGGAAAUCUCUUUAAAAUAAAAUUGAUCUUGAGUUCGUAUUGAUAACUUGCCCUUCACUUCACGGCUGUAAAAUUACCUCCUGAGAUCUUUCACCCGUGCUGUCUUCCUCCCGAGCUUAGAAUCCCGGUUGUCGGUACCCUCGGAUCUGACAGAGUAUCGCGUGAGGCCCUCAGUAGUCUCAGCACAAGACCAGCACCAUCACUAAUAUCAGAGCAAAAGCAGUUUAAGGUGACGUCAGACGUCCAAAGUAUAUUCAACAGACUGAUUUGGCUGCAACACUGUCAAUAGGGCUUGGUCUGCCGAUUCCAAAGAGCAGCAUCGGCAAUCUUAUAUUCCCAGUUGUAGAAGGAAAGCCAAUGAGGGAACAACUGAGAUUUUUACAUUUAAAUACAGUACAGCUUAGCAAGUUGUUGCAGGAGAAUGUUCCAUCAUAUAAAAAAGAGCCUGGGUUUGAGCAGUUUAAAGUGUCGGAAAGGUUGCACGGGAACUGGGUCAGACUGUACUUGGAGGAGAAUAGCUCAGAAGUCCUUUCCAACCUGGGAAGCAAGGUUCGCAGGCAGUACUUGGACGCGCUGAGGGCCCUGAGCCUGUCCCUGAGCAGACAAGCAGCCCAGUAUGACGUCUACUCCAUGGCGGUGGGGACCGUCCUGGUCCUGGAGGUCCUCGCGCUGCUUCUGGUCAGCGGCCCCCGGGCACUGAGCGGCAAGGCCGAGCUGGACGUCCCUCUGCCGUCGCCCGCGUUCUCUCUGCUCUGUUACCUGCUGCCCCUGGGCCUCGCAGCGCUCCACGUCACCGUGUGCACCUCCGCAGGCGGAACGUGCUACCUGUGCAGCCUCCCGUGGCUGACGGCAGGCGGAGUGAUGGUGCUGGUUUCCACACUGCUCUGCGCAGUGCUGUCUGCUCUCACCGGGAUGUUUGCCGGCGGAAAGCGUCUGAGUAAGAAUCCACCUCAAUGCAACUCAAGGUCGUCGGAAUUAGAUCUUCUCAUCUUGCUGGGGACCGUGGGCCACACGUUGAGUCUGGGCGCAAGCAGCUUCAUCGAAGAGGAGCCCCAGACGUGGUACUUCCUCGUCAACACGCUGUGUCUAGCUCUGUGCCACGAAAUCUACAGAAACUGCUUUCUGGGAGACGACUGUGCGCCUCAGCGUUGCCCGCACGCGGGAGAGGACUUUGACGGGGUCGCAGCGGCCCCACAGGGCAAGAGCCCUGGCCCUGACGUGUGGGAGCUCGACAGAGCGUCCAGGCGCCCCUCUCCCCUGGGAGCGCUCAGAGGCCCUGAUAGGUGGAUGGUGCUGGCGAGCCCGUGGCUGAUUCUGACCUGCUGCCGGCUGCUUCGGUCACUGAACCAGACGGGUGUGCAGUGGGCCCACCGGCCUGACCUGGGGCACUGGCUCACCAGCCCUGAUCAUAAGGUUGAACUCUCUGUUCUGGCCGCAGUUUCCCUCAUCAUGAUUUUUGUGUUGGUUCAGAAGAGGUGCUCCCUGGCAUCAAAAGUGGCCAUGGCGUUUGGCCUGCUGGGCAUCUAUUGCUACAGGGUGGCCAUUGGAAAUCUGCUGUUCCCAUGGCAGCAAAACAACAAAGACAUUUCAAAGGGCAUCACCGAAGCUCGUUUUGUUUAUGUCUUUGUCCUUGGCAUUCUGUUCACGGGCACCAAAGGCUUGCUUAAAUCUCAGAUCACUGCUGAUGACUUCACAGUCAAGACCGUGGGCCUCUGGGAAAUAUACAGCGGGUUAGUUCUGCUGGCGGCGCUGCUCCUCAGACCUCACAAUCUUCCCGUCUUAGCCCUGAGCCUCGUCAUCCAGACCAUCAUGACUCAGUUCGUCUGGCGGCCCCUGAGGCACAACGCAGCUGAGGUCACCGUGAUGCAUUACUGGUUCGGUCAAGCGUUCUUCUAUUUUCAGGGAAACUCCAACAGCAUCGCCACCGUGGACAUCUCAGCAGGCUUCGUGGGCCUGGACGCCUAUGUGGAGAUCCCAGCCAUGCUCCUGACGACGUUUGCGACAUACACGGGGCCUGUGCUGUGGGCCAGCCACCUGGUAAACUUCCUGACCUCAGAAGCCAGCAGCGGUUCGGCGCUGAGUCAUGCUUGCUUCUGCUACGCACUGAUUUGUUCUGUUCCAGUUUCUGCAUAUAUCAUUUUUGUGACAUCCCUGCGUUAUCAUUUAUUUAUAUGGAGUGUGUUUUCUCCAAAACUUCUCUAUGAGGGAAUGCAUCUACUCAUCACAGCUGCUGUCUGUGUAUUCUUCACAGCCAUGGACCAAACCAACACAAAGUCUUAGACUAAGUUAUUAGAGAGAAUAUAUUUUUUAAACUUUACUGUUUACUUCAUGGAUUUGCAUAAUGAAAGAAAUCUGUUUAAAUGCAAGAUCAUUCUUAAAAAAACAAGGUGUGAAUUCUAUAAGGUUGGUAACAGUUUCCAUUUCUUUGACUACUGUACUUGAAUUUAGGUUAAAUAGUAAGUGGUUUUAAAAGGUCAUUUUGAAAUACUUAGUUUGGAUACGAAUUGUAUUCCCCUGUUGACAAUCACUCCAGAAACUUCUGAACUUUUAAUUUCCUCUGGAUAAGUUACCCAAAUAUAUCUGUUUGAACUGAAGAAUAAAAAGUUUCCAGGUUUGUCACAGUGCACGGGAGCCUCGGAGGGCCUGGGGGCUCUGUGGGACGGGGCUCAUCUGCUGCCGGGGUCCCCUCGCAGAGCUCAGGAACUACCGGGGUCCCCAGCUGCUUGGGUUUAUGUGGGCUACGUCUGUCAGCAUUUAUGGCAUUUAAAAUUAAAACUAAGGCAUUCAAAAAUAUGUAUUCAUUUGAAAAUAAGGUUAUAAACCCAUUGUGUGUUAAUACAACAUUUUAAAGAAAAAUAUUUUUUCCAAAACAAAAAUAUUGAGCGAGGAGAGUGGCAUUGCUUUACAUUUUUGUGAAUCUAAUGUCUGACUUAAUUGAAGGUGGUUGGAUUCUGCAUCUGUCUGUUGUGUGUGUGUGUGUGUGGUUGGAGCAGUCGCACAGAUAUGUCAUUGGAAAAGGGAAGAGCACUUUAAUACCCUUUUCUGAUCAUCAUGGAUGUUCUUUCUUGAUACUGCAAUAAAAUUGGACCUGUGAUAGUUUCUUAAAGAUUAGUUGGAGAAAGAAGAAAUGAGCGUGUGUAAAACAGGUGAAGACCUACUCAGGUCUCACCUGAGUGAACAGACUGGCACCCAUGUCCGCUGCCAGGUUUGACAAGGACUGUGGCCAUGUUAGGUACUGUUGUUGGGGAAAGCUGGGUGAAUUGUACGUGGGACUCUCAGUAAUAUUUUUAUAACUUGUGAGAUUUAAACUUUUCAAAAUAAAAGUUAUUUUAAAAAAGAACAGAUCAGUUGCAUUGUGG